Molecule: messenger RNA, 1605 nt
Organism: Drosophila takahashii
Lineage: Eukaryota; Metazoa; Arthropoda; Insecta; Diptera; Drosophilidae
Source: RefSeq, a predicted model, not a curated record
CCCACAACAAAUAACAUACAAGCAACAAAGCCGGCUUCAAAAUGAUGGAGGAACGACGUCUUGAAAGGCAGCGCCGUCUAUUGGCCAUGCGGAGUGCAGCUCCCUCACUGCCCUCCACCCACUCGAAGGAGUUCAACCUGCGCCUGGUGGAGCUCUACAAGGCGGAGCCCUGCCUGUGGAACACCUCGCUGCCGGAGCACAAGGAUCCGGAGCAGAAGCGCUACGCCUGGGAGAAGAUCGCCGCCCAGCUGGGAAGCCAUAUGAGUGCCGAGUUUGUGCGCUGCCGUAUGCGCAGCAUGCGAUAUCAUCUGAAUGUCUACAAUCUGCAGAUGAUCGAGUACCAGAUGGCACCGCCCAGUGCCACAGAUAAGCCGCCCGAGAAGCCCUUUUACCAUGAGAGCUUUGCCUUCCUGGAAACUGCUACUUCAAAUAGUGACAAUAGCGAUCAGAAAGAUUCGGCAAGUGGUGAGCCUACUGAAGAACCAAAACCCUCAACCGCCGACAAGUUGGCCAAACUCUGGUCCGACUUCAAUCUGAAGACCCUGACCAAAAGAGAGUCCUUGGCUGCCAGUGGUAGUGGUGGUCAUCCUCCCAGGGAACGUCGCUCGGGACCGAGCAUCGCUGGAAUGGUCAAGAUGCGCCUGCAGGAGGCACAGAUGAAGCCACUAGAGUUUGCAAUGCCGCGUCUGGGAAUUCCGAGGGUACAGCGAAGUAUACCCAAAAGUCGGGUUUUGGAACAGAGUUUUGGAUCGGAGGAGGCCCUUUCCCAGUCACCAACCGCCUUGCAGGCCCGUCCCGGUGACUCGGUGUCCAAAACGAAGCUGGAUCGGGAUAGGGAGAAACCGACUACCUCCCAGAAGGCUCAGGGCUCCCAGUCGGAGGACGAGGAGCUGUACAGUCUGCACUGGAAUGUGCGCAAGGAGCAGCGUUCCCUGCGUCCUGGACACGAACAGCUGCGUCAGAAGCAUCCAUUGAAACUGCGCUCCUCCCAAGGCAACGAACCCACUCCAGAUAUAUUUUAAAUUAGGUUUACUCUGGUUUCAUAUGAUAUUGGUUAUUGGAAACUGAAACAGAUACCACUAAAUUGUUCAAAUAAUCCCUAUUCCAUUUGAUGACCUCAAUAUCCCCCUGUAAACCAUGUUAUUAACAAGUAUAUAUGUGUAUAUGCAAUCCCUAUCUCCUCGAUGCCACUGAUGAUUACGAACGCUUCAGCCAAAGGACGACGAGGGCUCCUUUCAAGUUUGAUUAAUUCCUGAGCCCGGGCCAAAUGAGGCGGAAAGAUACGGAUACAGGAGGAGUCCAGCAAAUGAUUUAUGAAUGUAUCUCAGGAGAGCGCGGGAAUGAUGAUAAAAAGUCAUAUGCCAAGUGAAAGUUGCUAAACUCUUGCCGCAAAUCCAAAAACCACCGACAAAAUUAGUUUCUGGCUGCCAGAACAAAUUACGAAAAUUACUCCCAGAAAUUACACGUACAGUUUGGCUCCUUUAAAAGGCAACCAACCACAUUUCCCUCCCUUCAAAGGACCCACAUCCCACUGCUCCGACCAGAUGGGAUGCUCAUUAGCGUGAAAAUUUAAUUUAAUUCCCUUCAAUAAACCCCUUAAGUGUU